UUAUUUUUGUUUGUAUGAGAAAUCUAAAGUAAAGUAAUAAUACCAGGCAGGAGACGAAUGAUGAAUGAUCUUGUUUUGAAUGAAGAAUCUGUGAUAGUACUUUAUUCUUCUAAGCUCCUUUAGACUUUUCGGUUCGAGUAACUAAUGUUUUCUCUCAAUUAAGUUAAGUGCGUUAAUGGGAUAUUAUCACUGCUUUGAGUAAACCCCACUUCUAACCUGGUCAAAACAAUGGAUACUGUGACUAUACUUUGCUCAAUAGGAUUUAUACAUUGUGUUUUAUUCUUUUUUAACACAAUUUUCAAGUCAUGUUGUCAUCUUCCGUACAUACUGUUUCUGAAGAAAACGGGCAUCGAUGUGAAAUUUAUGAUGUUACAAUGGGUUACCCCUUGUUUAAACCGCCCCCUUCAGAAAUGGGGAAUCUGGAGGCCUAGAUUCCUGCAAUGGUGGUUUUCCGUGGGAACAAUAACCACUGUACUACUUCUACCAUUUGCAAUUGUUUUGCUUGCUCGAACAAUAAUGAAAGAACUUAAACAAAGAUUGUCCACUGAGGCUCAUGAUCCUUCCGUGCUCGACACUGUGGUCAUAAUUCCUGGUUAUAACUUACCUCUCAGUGAUUUUGCUUAUUACGGAAUCACAAUUCUUCUUUGUACUUUUGUGCAUGAAGUUGGUCAUGCAGUUGCUGCUGUGCGGGAAGACGUUCAUAUUCACGGCACAGGGUUUUCUCUUUUUUUCAUCCUGCCUGCUGCUUACGUGUACUUAGAUACUAGCCAGCUAAAUGCUCUUGCACCAUCACGAAAGCUUCGAGUUUUAUGUGCAGGGGUGUGGCAUAAUAUUGUUUUGGCACUGUAUGCUCUACUUGUUCUUCUUGUUCUACCCAUUGCUUAUCAGCCCUUCUAUAUAUAUGGAGAGGGAGUUUCUGUGACUGAUAUAUCUCCCGAUUCGUCUGUUCUCGGCCCAACUGGCCUACGACAGUAUGAUGUUAUAACAGCACUGAAUGAGUGUCCUGUCACCAACUCAAUCUCAUGGAAGAAGUGCCUUUUGGAAGCUCUUCGAAAUCCAACUCCAGGUUACUGUAUUUCAGCAGAGUUUGUGCGAGAAAAUGAUGAAUCAAUUGCAGAACACCCUGUUGCUGGAGGUGCUGUUGAAUGUUGUUCAAAAGAUGCAAGUGCAUUAGGCCGCAUUUGUUUUCAACUUGUUGAUGAUUCUGGUGGGCCUGUUGCGCUACCAGAACUUUCUUGUCUUUCGGCCAGAGAACUCAUAGAGAGUGGAAAUGAAUUGUGUGCAACUCAAUCACUCAACUCGUGUGCUUCGCCCCUCCACUGCCUUCGUCCGACUAUUGGAAACCAUACCAAGCUUGUUACAAUUCAUCGUUCAGAAGGGCAGGUUGUUCUUUUCCUUGGUAAUCCAGCCGAAAUUUAUCAAACUGUGAAAGUCAGUGACUAUACUCCUAGGUGGGAGAGGUGCGAUCCAUUGGUACCUCAAGUUGUUGAAACAUUUACAAAGUACGUCUAUUUAAUAUCAUCAGGCCUAGCUGUAGCAAAUGUUCUCCCAGUGUUUUUCUUUGAUGGACAACAUAUAUCUGCUGUUCUAUGUGAUCUUCUUUUGGCUAAAUAUGUUAAUGAUUCAUCUACUAGACUUGCAAUAUCUCUAUGUUUGAAUGUACUUGGAACUCUCUUGCUUGUAACUGGAGUGUUAAUGCCUUUCCUCCUAAAAUAUGUCUAAUUCCUGGGAAAAAAAUUAAGUGACAAAGUGGCAAGUAAGGGGCAGGUUAAGUGGCAUGUAAGUGUCGGCAAUGCAGGUGUAGGAAAGGUUCUAUUUUGAAGUUGCAGUGAGGAUACUGAGGGUAGUCGCUUGUAAUUUUUGUGAAGGAAGGUUUACCAGUCCCUGCUGGAAACGUGUGGAACUUACGCAAUAGGCAACACCACAAGGGCUGUCUCAACAUGGUGUAGAAUUUCAACAGCUUUACCACUUUAGAUCUUUACCGCCAUUUCCUUGCUACUUGCUUACCUCUUCAAUGCACUUCACAGGAACGCAAACCACUUAACUGACACUUAAUAAAGUGGCCGUUAAGAGGCAGAAGUGCUACUUAACUGUCACUCUGCCCCUUAUUUUUCUCCCAGGGAUAGACAUCCUAUUGAUUUUUAAUUUUAACUUAAUAUGUGAUUGUUUUUAAAUCUGUAGGUCUACUUACAUUUUAGCAAACUGCCAUUGAUGCAACAAAUCUGUGAUCUGUGAUUUCUCUCCUAGUUCUUAAAUGUGAAGUAAAACUCUUCAUGUAAAAUAUCUUGUAACAUUAAAUUAGGUUUCAAUCUACCUUCUAUGUUUUACUUCCGACAGUGUUGGUUCUAUGAAUCAAGCUUGUAUAUAAUAUUUACCUAGUAAGAUGCAACAUGAUUAUCAUCAAUUCCAAGUAUGGCCAAGUAUUCAUUAAACUUACUUGGAAAGGAAAGGACAUUUUUUUCCAAGAAGCACUA
Molecule: messenger RNA, 2474 nt
Organism: Frankliniella occidentalis (western flower thrips)
Lineage: Eukaryota; Metazoa; Arthropoda; Insecta; Thysanoptera; Thripidae
Gene: S2P
Product: membrane-bound transcription factor site-2 protease
Exons: 7
Coding region: 229-1722 (497 amino acids)
Biological process (GO): regulation of response to endoplasmic reticulum stress; membrane protein intracellular domain proteolysis
Cellular component (GO): cytoplasm; membrane
Molecular function (GO): metalloendopeptidase activity
Source: RefSeq, a predicted model, not a curated record